Messenger RNA from Haliotis rubra (blacklip abalone), 2810 nucleotides. RefSeq names its product serine/threonine-protein kinase 26-like. Gene Ontology annotation, biological process: protein phosphorylation. Bases 393 to 2243 code for a protein of 616 amino acids. The transcript is spliced from 15 exons. Lineage: Eukaryota; Metazoa; Mollusca; Gastropoda; Lepetellida; Haliotidae. Gene Ontology annotation, molecular function: protein kinase activity; ATP binding. The record is from RefSeq and is a predicted model, not a curated record.
GGCCUGUGUUCACAGGUCCUUAAACCUCAUGUGUGAUACGAAAUGUACCCAAUGCAUUUAUAGCUCUGGCUGUAACAGUGACUCUUGUGUUGUGGAGGUGGAAUAUGUGCCCGCUGGUGUGAGGAGCUGUCUCGUGUUGUGAUGUGUCCAGUUUUGAAAGUAUGAUUACGUCAACACUGGAUUUGCACUUGAGAUUUGGAAAAGAUAACAAGCCCUGGCAUACUGUGUUGUAAGGGUUGUGUGGAGUUUGUUGUAUGGAGACAACCACGUCAGGUGACCACUGAAACCUCAUGGUGAUAUAACAUGGCCAGCAAUGGGAUAUGAAACGUUACAACAUGGGGCAUUGGUCAUGGUACGUCUGAACACAUCGUGAAAGAGGAUUUACAUACAGAAUGUGGAGACAGAAGGAUCCUGGGAUAACUCACUCAGUGUAUGUCAAGGAAGACCACUCUGGUAGAGGAGGAACCAUCGACCCAGAGGAGCGGUUUACGAAGCUAGAAAAGAUUGGAAAAGGUUCAUUUGGUGAAGUGUUCAAAGGAAUUGACAAUGACACGAAACAGGUUGUGGCUAUCAAAAUAAUUGACUUGGAAGAAGCAGAAGAUGAAAUUGAGGACAUUCAGCAGGAGAUUAUGGUGCUGUCCCAGUGUGACAGUCCGUAUGUUACCAAAUACUAUGGCUCCUAUCUCAAGGGCUCAAAGUUAUGGAUCCUUAUGGAAUAUUUGGGCGGUGGAUCCGCCCUAGACCUGAUGAAGGCGGGACCUUUCACAGAAAAUGACAUAGCAAUCAUCAUUAGGGAAAUUCUUAAAGGAUUAGAUUACCUUCACUCAGAGAGGAAAUUACAUAGAGAUAUUAAAGCUGCUAAUGUCUUGUUAUCUGAAAACGGAGAUGUGAAGCUUGCGGACUUCGGUGUAGCGGGUCAGUUAACGAAUACAACCAACAAACGGCAAACAUUUGUUGGCACUCCAUUCUGGAUGGCACCAGAAGUCAUUAAACAAUCAGCCUAUGAUACUAAGGCAGACAUAUGGAGCUUAGGCAUCACAGCAAUCGAGUUGGCCAAGGGUGAACCUCCCAACUCCGACCUCCAUCCAAUGAGGGUCCUCUUCCUCAUACCCAAGAACAAUCCCCCCCAGCUAAUGGGCAACUAUAGUAGAUCAUUUAAAGAAUUUGUGGAGCUCUGUUUGAACAAAGAUCCAAACAAUAGGCCGUCCGCGAAGGAGUUGUUGCGGCAUCAGUUCAUGAAGAGAGCCAAGAAGACUGCCUACCUGGUGGAGUUGAUAGACCGCCACAAGCGAUGGAAGGCAGAAAGGGCCAAUGAAAGUGACAGUGAUGAUGAAAGUGAUGACUCUGAAAAUGGCAGCGAUGAAGAAGUCAUGAAGGAGGGGUGGAUUAUGACUGUGAAGGAAGCUGACAGGACGUUGAUGAUGAAUGGCUUGAAUGAACAAAUGGCUCGUGUAAAUAACCCAGUGCCCAAACGUCAGGCACCCCCUGUGCCACUCCCACAGAGUGACAAUUCACAUCUCAUAGAGGACAAUCGCAGUUGGGGGUUUAAGAAAGAGUUGCCUCCUCCUACGUACCCCAAACCUUAUGGCGUAGGGCAAAAAGUGUACUCCGCCCAUAACGUGUAUCCAGGGCCAGUCCAACAUGUCAGUGCUGGUCAAGUUAAUCAUGGUCGAAGUGAGUCUGCCCCUGUUUUGACAGAGUCCCAAAAUGAUUUCUCCCCAGGCUCUAAACAUCUCCGUAGUCGGUCGGACAUUGCUCAGCCCGUCUCACCACCCAAAUAUAACACACCCCCUCAACAGGAACGUUACGACAUGAGGCCUAAAUCUCAAUACGAUAUUCCAAACAAUAGCCAAUCCAAUCCCCGGGCUACCCCGCGGCAGCCACCUCAGUAUGUCCAUCCACCUCAUGGGUAUUCAAGUCAAGCCAAGCAGCAUGCACCCCAGCCACCCCGGCAGAAGGAAAAUGACAUCCGACCUUCACCGUCAGCUACUCUCACAUGUGCGAUACACCCCACACUCUCUCAGCUGAAAGACGACUACCGUGAUGAGUACAGGCGUCUUGGACGUCCCGUCCAGAAAACGGAGGCCAUUGAUGAGUUGCAGAAUGCAUUUGAUCUGGCUGAGAAGUCAUGUCCAGGGCUGGCAGAUGACCUCAUCUCUGGGAUACUCAAUCGUUUAGGGACACCGUCUUUGAGUGAAAUGGACAUUAGACGGGCAGUGGACAAAGUCAAAAGACCUUCCUAGGACCAACUUGAAUGGGCAACUGUAACAAUUUCUACUGCACUGUUGUUGCUCUGUAUAUAGACAAUUCCAUGAUACUACUACGCCAACUACUGACUUGAUGCUGGACUGACUGAGCUCAUCAACUGAACAUUGCAUGAACAGUCUGCAUCUACCGACACCAUUCCUAAACUUAGUAGCAGCCGAUGUCAUCGCUCCAGAAUAGCCAGAGAUCCUGUAGAGGGUUCCUGGAUUGUGUUCUGUAUUGCCCACGGUUUCAUCUUCAUCAGCUUGUUGGUGAUGAGGAGGAGUUAUAUCCCCUGUAUAGGAGUUGUGUCCCCUGAAACAGCAGAAAGCGCAAUACCAUGGAAACAGUUCAGUUCAAAGGGUAGAGUGCUCGUUAUUAGGUUUCCUACAGGUUUUGUUGGAGCAGUACUUGUUGAACUGUUAUGGCAAUGGAAAGAGGUUUCUAAAGGUUUCCUUUCUAAUAUUCACAAGAUGUAUUUGUGCUUGAUCAUGUGGAAUUGUGCCAUGGUGUGAAUGCUGACCAAACAUGAGCUUGAGAUCUUCCAAUAUAGAUUUUUUCAUUGA